CCUGAUUCUCCCACUGAGUUGCACCAAGCCAGACGGACCAUCCUAGCCAACAUCUCCAAGCUGAAGAUGCUUCUUGAAGAGCCAGCAGAUUUCCUCCAACAACUUGCUAGUCAGAACCAACUGCUGGCCUGUCUACAGUGGUUAGGCGAGUUUCAAGUCCUUGCUUGUAUACCAUUGAAUGGGAGUGUUCCUAUCAGAGAUAUUGCCGAUUUGUCAGGCGUUCCAGAGGCUCAGCUGCGCCGCGUUGUACGUAUGACUGCGACAUCCGGCUUUCUCAAUGAGUCGCAACCUGGCUAUGUCGCACACACUCCUUUAUCAGCGCCUUUUGUUACCAAACCUUUGUUUUUGGAUGCGGGCAUGUUUCUCGCUAAGUCCUCUGGACCCGCCGCUUUGCAAAUGGCUUCCGCCACUCAAAGAUUUGGUAAUUCGAGUCGGCCACACGAGAGCGCAUACAACCUUGCCUUCAAUACUUCCGAAACCUUUGAAUCUCUAUGCGAGCAACGAUCGAAGGUGCAACGACAGUGGUCUGCAUAUCUUCGAUACUCAGGGGAAACGGAUGAUGUUGUCAGUGAUUUUCUCACCCAGCUGGACUGGUCUAGUUUAGGUAAUGCCUGCGUCGUCAAUGUAGGUGCUCAAUCGUCUAAGACGGCUAUGGGUCUUGCAGAACGGUAUCCAGCACUUCAAUUCAUUGUUCAGAUGAGCGAGCCAGCACACAGCAACGGAUCUGGAUCUCGACAGAAAAAUAGUUCGAACAGAGCUCCAUCUCUCCCUGCCUCUAGCAGGGGCCUGAAGCGCGGCCCCAUGAGUCCGAACGACGCGCGAUACUCAGACCUGAGCUCUCGUAUUACUAUACAGAAACGCACGCUCGGUACGCCACAGACAGUAAACGACGCAGCUGUCUACAUUCUCUCUCUUCCCUCACCAUCACCUAGCUUGCCAUCCCAUUCAGUCAUAGAACGAUUUGCCUCUGAUCUGAGAGCACAUCUUGGUGUACUCCACGGAAACAGUGCCGCCACACUCAUUCUCACCAUGUGUCCGCUCCCCAAACCCAAUACUGUCGACCCCGAUAUAGAAGCUAGCGCACGCCAGCGCGAUCUCACCUUCUUCCAGUUGGCCAACGAUCAUAGGCUUGAGGUAAAUGAUGUAGAAGAUGUGAUAAACAAUGCGAGGGACACUAUGGGAGCGCUGGUCAUUGUCAAUCGGCUCCGUUCGUGGAAAGAUGCCACCAUGGCGUUCGGCGUUAAGUAUCAAACUUAUGGGAGUCAUCAACACAAGCCGAAGGCAAGUUUGUCGAUUCUCUGAUUGUUUUAUAUGUUGUGCAUAGGGUCUGUAGGUGGAUGAAGUGGACUUGGGUAACGAGAGUAUUGAUUUUUUGAUCUCGUCGUUUUGUGGCUAGCGGGAAUGUUGGUGAUUGUUGCGAUUAUUUCGUUUCUAGCAAAAUCCAGAGAACUUGCUGUGUAUUGUUUAAACAAUUAUGUGGACAGCACCUUUCUGUUUCUUAAAAUUAAGUAAGCUUUGCGGC
Messenger RNA from Mollisia scopiformis, 1522 nucleotides. RefSeq lists its product as uncharacterized. Gene Ontology annotation, molecular function: methyltransferase activity. Lineage: Eukaryota; Fungi; Ascomycota; Leotiomycetes; Helotiales; Mollisiaceae. The transcript is spliced from 3 exons. The coding region runs from base 67 to 1302 and encodes 411 amino acids. The record is from RefSeq and is a predicted model, not a curated record.